AUGCCAGCCUUCGUCCUUGUCCCUGCGUCACCGUCCGACCUCGAAGCAAUCGCUCAGGUCCAGUUCGCAGCCUGCGCCUCCGACCAUGGAUUUCCUGUCGUCUUCCCAAAGGGAGCCACGUUGACUUCCAUCACCCAUGUUGUGCAUUCAUACGAGCAUGACUUGGAGAAUGACCCUAGCUGCCACAUCAUGGUGGUCAAGGAAGCAAUGUCCGGCGAGAUCGCGAGCUUUGCCGUCUGGCAUUUUUUCCCUCCCAGAAGCCAAGAGGAGGUCGAGCAGGAAAUGCUAAUUCUGGACUUCCCACUCCCUGACGACGCCAAUAAGGAAGUGGGAAAUCGCUUGAUGCACAAUAGCAUCAGGAAACGCCAUGAAGUCGUCGCAUCAGCUAUCGGGACGGAAAAGCCCUACGUGUACCUCGCCGUGUUAGGCACAAGUCCAAAAUACCAGAAGCAAGGCGCUGCUUCCCUCUUGCUCCAGUGGGGCCUGGAGCGUGCCGAUGACCGAGGGCUGGCAGCCUAUGUCGAGAGUGCUCCACCGGCACUGCGGCUCUAUGAAAAAUAUGGCUUCAAGGAAGUUUCCAAAUUACCCCUAGAAAUGUCACCGUGGAAGGAAGGAGAGUAUCUAAAUGUAUGCAUGGUUCGGCAGCCUUCAAGCUGA
Molecule: messenger RNA, 657 nt
Organism: Fonsecaea erecta
Lineage: Eukaryota; Fungi; Ascomycota; Eurotiomycetes; Chaetothyriales; Herpotrichiellaceae
Exons: 2
Coding region: 1-657 (218 amino acids)
Molecular function (GO): acyltransferase activity, transferring groups other than amino-acyl groups
Source: RefSeq, a predicted model, not a curated record